Molecule: messenger RNA, 1194 nt
Organism: Auanema sp. JU1783
Lineage: Eukaryota; Metazoa; Nematoda; Chromadorea; Rhabditida; Rhabditidae
Source: the annotation of a GenBank genome assembly
AUGCAGCAUUCACUAACCAGAGAUGAAGUUGGAAAGUAUAGCCGACAGCUUUUGGUAAAUAGUUUUGGUGUUCAAAGUCAAGAGAAGCUGAAGAACGUAAAAGUAUUAAUCUUAGGAGCGGGGGGUCUUGGGUGUCCUGUAGCUACUUAUUUAGCAGGAUCAGGCGUUGGAACUAUUGGAAUCGUUGACUAUGAUCACGUUUCUGAAGACAAUCUUCAUAGACAGGUCGCUCAUAAAGAACAGAAUGUCGGCAAGCCGAAGACAGAAUCUCUAAAGGAAUCCAUCGAAAGUUUGAAUCGUUUAGUUAAAGUAAUUUGCCACAAUGUCUUGCUUAACAGACAAAACUGUCUAGAAAUUGUUAAACAGUAUGAUAUUGUUGCUGAUUGCAGUGACAAUCCCGCCACUCGAUACUUGAUCAAUGAUGCUUGUGUUUUAACUAACUUGCCUUUGGUUAGUGGUAGUGCUUUGAGAUGGGAUGGUCAAUUAACUGUAUAUCAUUACGGAAAGGAGGGACCUUGUUAUAGAUGCUUGUAUCCCUGUCCUCCCGAUGCUUCACUGGUCACCAAUUGCUCGGAAGGAGGAGUAUUGGGACCAGUAGUGGGAAUUAUAGGAUGCAUGCAAGCACUAGAAGUUAUCAAGAUUGCGUCAGGAUUGGAACCGUCUUAUUCUGGAAAGUUAUUCUUAUUCUCUGGACUACAGGGGCAAACAAGAGCAGUAAAUAUCCGAAAAAGGUCUCCAGCAUGUGCCGUUUGUGGUGAUGCUCCAACAGUUACUGAGCUAAUCGACUAUAACGUUUUUUGUGGUGCCAGCGCAGAUGAUAAAGCACCCUCCUUGAAUAUUUUGCUAGACGAUGAAAGGGUAUCUGUGCAUGAUUAUAACGAGCUUAGAAAAAACUGCAAGCCACUGUUGAUUGAUACAAGACCUACCAAUGAGUUUGAUAUUGCAAACUUACCAGAAGCGAAAAAUUUGACUUUGAACCUUCUCAAAAAGUAUUCCGCAGACGAAAUACGCCAAGUUUUGGGCUUAGAAGAAGGGAACAAGAGUCAUAUAUAUGUAAUAUGUCAUCGUGGAAACGAUUCGCAGCUGGGAGUUGAAUUGCUCAGGGAUAAAAUGAAACCGAACCCUGUUCAAGAUGUACGGGGAGGUUAUGAUUCUUGGGCGAAGUUGAUUGAUGUUAACUUUCCUACGUACUAG